AAGGCAUCUGGACUGUGCUCACCGUCUUGUCUCUCGUCGUACGUCUCCCUUGCAUAGCUUUAUACUAUCUCCCGAAUCGCUGUCGCCCGCAUCCUCGAUGGACUUAUCGCCAAGCUUUCGGGAGGGCCAUCUUGAGGCUGUGGUUUAAAUAUGCUUCCAGCGUCCAUUUUCGCACGCCUAAAUCACUCAAUUCCAGGGACGAGAAGGAACGAUUUGUCAUCAUGAGCCCCCCAAAAGUUACAAAAGACCUCCAGGAAUUCUUUUAUGGCGCCGCAGAAAGUCCGACGGUCAAGCCAGUCGCUGUAGGAGGUGUAUGGUACCCGUCUCUCUAUUCGGUCGAAUCAGACUCGAACAAGAAAGUCAUACUGCACUUUCAUGGAGGAGCUUACGUCCUUGGUGGUGCAAGGCAAUCUGAGUGCGGUUUCGGUGCUGACAUCCUCGUCAAAACACAUUCCGCUAUGGUAUUUUGUCCUCAAUACCGUCUCGCUUGCUAUGACAACGGGCAAUUUCCUGCUGCCCUUCAAGAUGCAUUGAUUUCCUACAAGUAUCUGCUAGACCAAGGAAUUCCUGCUUCGCGCAUUGUCGUUUCUGGUGAUUCUGCAGGAGGAAACUUGGCUCUAGCUCUGUUACGGUACCUCUCGGACCAGAACGAUAGUCAUCAAUUACCUCUUCCUUCUGCUGUGUUACUUUGGGGUCCGUGGCUAGACCUAUCAGUCGACCCGGAAAGCAUUGAUCGGAACAAGAACAGCGCAACUGACUACAUUACGUCCUCUCUCGCAAGAUGGGGAGUUGAAUCGUUUGUCCCGCUAUCGAUGUCAUCAUCACAUCCUUACAUUUCACCUGCAAGGAACGUGUUCUCUACAAACUGUCCUAUCUUUAUACAAGUCGGAGGUGGGGAAAUUCUGCACGACGAAAUUGUCACGUUUGCGGACAAGAUGAAGGAGUCUCGGGGAAACAGGAUUGAGUUGCAUGAUACGCCGUUUGCACCGCAUGAUAUUUUGCUCUGCGGGGAGCUUUUGGGGUGGGAAAAAGAGGCAGAGCAGGCUGCUCAAGCCUCGCGCGUUUUUCUCGAAAGCCAAGGAAUCUGAAAAUGGGGAAUCGCGGUUGUUUUUCAUACUCCGUACAAUCAUAUAUUGUCUCAACAAAUUCCUCGACGAAAGUUCCUAUAUGCUGACUACCUUACGAG
Molecule: messenger RNA, 1186 nt
Organism: Mollisia scopiformis
Lineage: Eukaryota; Fungi; Ascomycota; Leotiomycetes; Helotiales; Mollisiaceae
Product: alpha/beta-hydrolase
Exons: 2
Coding region: 222-1088 (288 amino acids)
Molecular function (GO): hydrolase activity
Source: RefSeq, a predicted model, not a curated record